UCUAAUAAUUUCACUUACUACUACUCCAUUUUCUACUUUGUACCAACAAACGCCGUCACCAACUCACUUCUACCUGAAAUCUCUCACUCUUUUUCUCUCUCUUCCCUCAAUUUCGUCUCUAAACUCGAGAUUGAUUCAUCUUAGAGAGAGAAUCAAAGAGGAGAGAUCGAAAUUUCUGUCUCUUUCGAACGAAUUAAUUCUUCGAUCGAUCGAAUUCACCGGAAAUUCCUGCAAUCUCCGAUCUCGAUUUCUAGGGUUCCGGCGACUCCAUUUUUGUACUUUUUCCGAUUCUUUGAUUUUAAUAUUGUAUUCGGAUUUUAAUGGCGUCGGAAGAUGUGAAGACGAGUGAAGCAGCUGUUUCGACGAUUGUAAACUUGGCGGAAGAAGCGAAGAUUGCUAGAGAAGGUGUUAAGGCUCCUGGUUAUGCUAUUCUUACUAUUUGCAAGUCUCUCGUUGCUGGUGGUGUUGCCGGCGGAGUGUCACGAACUGCUGUUGCUCCCUUAGAACGCCUAAAAAUAUUGCUCCAGGUUCAAAAUCCACAUAGCAUUAAAUACAACGGAACCGUUCAAGGGUUGAAAUAUAUAUGGCAGACUGAGGGAUUACGAGGAUUGUUCAAGGGUAAUGGAACAAAUUGUGCACGUAUUGUGCCAAAUUCCGCAGUCAAGUUUUUCAGCUAUGAGCAAGCAUCUAAGGGCAUAUUAUGGCUGCAUCGACAACAGAGUGGCAAUGCGGACGCUGAACUCACUCCUUUAUUGCGCCUUGGGGCCGGAGCAACUGCUGGCAUCAUAGCAAUGUCUGCAACUUACCCUAUGGACAUGGUGCGGGGCAGGAUUACUGUACAGACUGAUAAGUCACCUUACCAGUACAGAGGCAUGAUCCAUGCGCUGUCUACUAUUCUUCGUGAGGAAGGUCCAAGAGCUUUAUACAAGGGUUGGCUUCCCUCUGUUAUUGGAGUUAUUCCUUAUGUUGGCCUCAAUUUUGCCGUGUAUGAGUCAUUAAAGGAAUGGUUGGUGAAAGCUAGGCCAUUUGGAUUAGUCCAAGAUAGUGAGUUGAGCGUGACAACAAGGCUUGGAUGUGGUGCUGUGGCGGGGACUAUUGGCCAAACCGUUGCUUACCCUCUCGACGUUAUUCGUAGAAGGAUGCAAAUGGUGGGGUGGAACAACGCUUCAUCUAUAGUCACUGGUGACGGGAGGGGCAAGGUCCCAUUGCAAUAUAAUGGCAUGAUUGAUACAUUUAGAAAGACGGUUAGACAUGAGGGUUUCGGAGCUCUGUACAAAGGCCUGGUCCCUAAUUCAGUAAAGGUCGUGCCAUCCAUAUCAAUAGCAUUUGUGACAUAUGAGGUGGUGAAAGAUAUCUUGGGAGUUGAAAUGAGAAUAUCAGACUGAAGUUGCUGAUUCGGGCUCUUAAACUCUGAUAUAAUUUUUCUUCUUUUGGUAGGCAAUUGGAAGAAAUAGGUAAAUUUUGGUUGAUGUAUUGUAUUUUUGCCCGAUUAGAACAAGCUAAACUAGUACCAGGUGCUAGCCUGUUUUAUAUGUUGCUUUUCUGUUACCUCCUGUCUAGGGAUCCUUCAGAAUAUUCUAAUUACCUCAGUUUUUCAAAUGCUUAUUUGUAAUAAGUAGUUGCAAAUAAUAAAUUGAUGGAUCCAUUUGCAGAUUUCGAAGAGACAUUCUGUUGGAUGUUUAUGUCUGCUAUACCGUCUCUUGUAUAUUGCAUAGGCCAUCUCCUGCUUGAUUUUUUGUGCUUGGAAUUAAAUGCUCCAUGCUGCCUUUGUAAAAUCAAAGAUGCUUUUAAAGUA
Chenopodium quinoa (quinoa) is the source of this 1795-nucleotide messenger RNA. RefSeq names its product mitochondrial adenine nucleotide transporter ADNT1-like. The transcript has 8 exons. The record is from RefSeq and is a predicted model, not a curated record. Gene Ontology annotation, biological process: transmembrane transport. Lineage: Eukaryota; Viridiplantae; Streptophyta; Magnoliopsida; Caryophyllales; Amaranthaceae. Bases 321 to 1385 code for a protein of 354 amino acids.